GCCACAGCCGUGCGAGAAACGGAAUCCCACCGCCUGGUCGCCGCCCUCCAGGUUUUCAGCGGCACUAAAAAUGGCCGCCGUGAGGGUGUUCGAAGGUCCUCCUUAGCGACAGGCGCCCUCACAAUGUGAAGCCCCGAUGUCUGUCUCUCCGGAACAGAGAAGAUGAAGUGCAAAGUGAGUGACUCUCCAAGUGGGGUUGGAAGGUCCCGCCCUGGCCUCGUGAGCAGUGCCAGCCCAGUGUCUCGCCUGCACAAGGAGGAUGUGGCCUCGAACACACGCACCAGCAAAGAUGACAAGAGUGAAGGGAACAUUCUCCGGAGGUCCUCACGAAGAGCCACCAUUGAGCGUAGGGUGUGGGCUAUACCAAAAAAAGUGGCUAAGGCUCCUGUGCCUAGCAUCAAAGAGAAGACUAUUCAGCCUAAGUCAUCCCGGAAGGACAGGGAAAAGAAGGUACAAAGCACAGUGCAAAGCAAACCCCCUAGCAAGAGCAAGGCCUCACCAGACGCCAAAAGAGGCCUUGUUAUGACAGAGGAAACAGGGAAUGCUAGAAGAAAGAUUAAGAAGAAAGAGGGGAUGCAGAAUGUGGGUGACGAAGUGGAGGACGUGAGCGAGAGUGGUAGUGAAGUCGUGGAAAUGGCAGAAACUACAAGUGUCAGUGAUGUGGAGGAUGAUGCAGGAGUGGAUGAUGGCGUCAGCUUGCCAGAAAGAACACUGAACUCCAAGAAGGAAUGCAGUGAAAACAGCACCAGUAGUGGGAAUAGUGACAGUGGUACCAGUGAUCAUGUGGACAGCUCUGAAAACAUCGUGCGGACAGGGCUUCCCCUCCUGGCUGAGGCUGUGGUCAGUUUGAAAGAUACUUCCUCGAGAACUUUAAGCAGUAAUCCUUCUAGAAGCGACAGAGGGCAGGAAGAAACACUAGACACUGGUGAAAUAUGUCUAACCAAAGCAGUCAUAGAGGAGGUCAUCCCAGACUUUGGGAACGAAGGCUCCUAUGUCUCGAGUAGUGUCAGUGGCGAGUGUGAAGUGAAUACCAGAAACACACAAAGUACAGGUCAGGUGUUCAGGAACCUUGAGGAUGUUUUGGGUCACUCCUAUAGCAGACUGGAGCAGGACUGUGAGGUGCAGGAUGAAGCCGUGACUGAACAGAGUCCCUCGCAGACUAAUUGUGCCAGUGAGGAGACUGGGACAGAAAGCGAGGCCCCGGAUAUUGAGGCAGAAGAUGGGGGCAGCGAGGGGGUAGGGGAUGUGACCGUUCAUUCAGAAGGGGAGGGCGAGGGAGAGGAGGGAAGUAAAGAAGGGGACCAACACACCACAGACUCAUGUGAGGCUCAGCUUGAUAUUAGACUAGAAAGUGAGAACAAAGAUGUGAAGGCGAGCAGGGAUGAAAGUCAGGAGAAGAGUGAGAAGAGUGAUGAGGACCCUGCUGAAGCCCCAGGAGAUAAUGACAACACAACAGACCUUAAAACUUCUGAUCAGGCAGAGAGUGUAAGUAGCAUGACUCCGGACUGCUUGACCAUGAAGUCCGACAGCAUGCCUGCCGAAAACACAGACAGCGAGAGUAGCAAGGCAGGUGUGGCCGAGGUGGCAGAGGAGGAGCACGUUUCGUUGAGUGUGGCCCUGGCUCAGCUGCUCGACUCUGGCUGUGGCGAGGCAGAGGGCACAGAGACACUCACCAUCCACUCGGUGUCUCCCGGCGUGCAGGCAGAGCAGGAGGAGCGGCAGGAAGUGGUGGCACUGGAACUGAACUCAAGAGGUAUGGUUGCUGAGAAGACCCAAGAGGAGAUAGAUGAUGAUGAAGAUGAGGAGGGAGAGCUGGUCAUCAAGGAGGAAGAUGAUGACGGUGGAGAUGAGGAAAGCAAUGCUGAGUCAGAGGAAGACGAUGAACUCAGGAAACAAGCUCAAGACGAGAGGAAGGAGGACAACCUCCAGGACUGCCUGUCUGUGAUGAACUCCACCAGAUUCCCUGAGCUGUGCAAGGAAACAAGGUGUGACAGUGAUGCAGACCAACGCACACCUUCCCCCUCACCCACUCCCACUAAGCUGAAGAAACAGAUUCCUCCUCUCAUCAAAAUCAACUCUCGUCCUCCUGCCAUCAAAACUCCGUUGAAGUGUCCAGAAUGUCCCAUGCAAUUCUGCACUGUGCGUUCCCUCUUGUGGCACUUUGGAUAUCACGGAGCAAGAUCUCGGGAGAAUUGUUUGCCCCCAAUCCUGUUGCAAGACCUUAUUGUUCCGUGGGACAAACCAACUGUCUCCCUUUUUAUAUCUCAAGCUGCAGAAGGUGAGAAAAACACAGAAAAAAUCAUUGCCUCCACAGAGAUGUCAUUAGCAAUGUCACCUUCCCUUGAUGCUGCAAUGAAGGUAGACACAGCCAGCAAACAAGAUCUGAUAAUGGCAACCCAGAUUCUCAAAGCAGACGAUGGCAUGGGGACCAAUGGGGAUGUCAUCCUCAAGGUCCCUAUCCCAAGGCUGAAACCCAAGUCCCAGGGCCCUUCUACAUUUAAGAAAGACAAGUUUAUCAACAUCCUGCCCAAGAUAAGUAGUGACAGUCAGGGCUCCGUCACACCUGCUGCUCCCCACCUGGCCAAGAUAAGGGCAUCCAGCUCCCCCACACCACAGAUAACAAUACAUGCACAGAACAACAAGCCUGCAGAUGUUGUGACUGUCAAACCCCAAUCAUCUGUCCCAAAGAUCACCAUAAGGGCUGACAGCUCAUCUCAGCAGGUCCAUGUCAAACCCAAAGCACCAGCAUCAGCACACUCUGCAGUACAAAUCAAACCUCUCAUAACAUCCUCACAAUCUGCAGUCCAAAUUCAGCCCCUCCUUUCUUCAUCCCAGCCAGCAAUUCAGAUCCAGCCUCUGGUGUCGACAUCACAGUCAGCUCUCCAAAUCCAGCCUCUUGUGUCAUCAUCCCAGUCAUCGCUGCAGAUCCAACCCCUUGUGUCCACAUCUCAGUCAGCACUACAGAUUCAACCUUUAGUGAGCUCCUCACAAUCAGCACUACAAAUACAACCUCUUGUCUCCUCCUCACAGUCAGGACUCCAGAUACAACCUCUGGUCUCCGGCACCCAUGCUGCUGUUCAGCCCAUUGCAUCCACCACAACCAAGUCUUCAUCAGGCACCAGUCACAUUGCCUUAAUUCCAGUUGAUAACCUCACUGCAGUGGGACAGAACUUCCCUUCAAGAUCCAAGACAGUUCCUCCUUCAAUCAGAAUGAUGCCACCCUCUCCACUGCCAGUGAAAACAGCACCAAGCUCAAUGGAUGGCAUCCUGGAGAAGGAUGGGUUGGUUAUGAUUAAUUCAAACCUUGCACUACGUAUUGUCUCCUCUCUACCCAGUACCCUUGAGAGUGGUACCAGCACUACCACCUCCACCACUACCAUCCGACCUAUUGCCACUCAUCUCACCACAAACAACAACCUUACCAUCCUGCCACAGGUUGAGGGCAGCAAGCUCAGUAACUCUAAGAAGGAGGGCAUGAAAAAUCCAGACAUCCUCACCAUUGUACCACAAAUUGAUGUCAACAAGAAGGUCUCCCUCUUAAAGAAUGCACCACCUACCGCCAACACCCAAGCAUCUGUUCCUAAAGGUUCUCCUGCAUCUCAGGUUGUGAAGCUAUACCUCCUGCAGCCAAAAGAUACCAAAGGCAAGAAUGGAGGAGACAGUACAACAAAGCUGGGCAUCCCCACAGAGCCAUCCAUUGGGAUGAAUGGCCUGGAGGUGCCGCUGCCUCUCUCCAAUGGCAAUGAGAGCAAUGCCACCAGUGAGAAUGGGAAUUCAAGAGAGCAGGGAACGGAUGAAGAUGAGGAAGUUGAUGACUUAGAUGAAGAGGAGGAGGAAGGAAUGGUGAUUGAUGAUGAGAGAGACGGGGACGAGGAUGUCAUGGACCCCCUCAGCCUGUGUGCUGUGACCAUGGAGGAUGAGAACCUGGAUGCCUCAAACAGCUCCAGCCACGCAGAGCAGUUUAGUGCUGACUCAGCUGCCUCAUCUGAGGACAAGGUCACCAUUAGAAAAAUAGUGGGGAAACCAAAAGGAAAGAGUAACCAGGGUGUGGACAUCGUGAAAUAUGAGGCAAGAAAGUAUGUCUGCUGCUACUGCAAUAGAAGGUUUGGCUGGUCAACAGACCUGAAGCGACAUGUCAUCCUCCACACAGGAGAAAAACCCUUCCAGUGCAAGGUUUGUCCCACCGCAUUUACCCGAAAAUUCCUUCUCCAGAACCACAUGAAAAGAAUGCACCCGGACAAGUGCAAAAUGUCAGACUUGUGGCCUUAGGAGUUUUCUUGGCAUUGAUGGUCUUUCUCAGUGAUAAUUUAUGUUACUGUCAGUGUGCUGAAGUUUUUGGAGUGACUGAUUCGUGGUGUGGAAGUGGUCCAGUCGAGUGUAAUGGUUUCAUUGAAGGGCAUUACGGCUUACUUCAAAUAUUCAGAAACUAAUGGUUAUCUCAAUAAGUGUUACCUGGAUACUAGUCACGGAAAAUUCUUUCAUGAUUGCUGUACCUUAUCUUGAACACUUCUUGUGAUGUAAGGUUAGAGCAGUCACUUAUAAAAUUAUAAGCUUUAUAUUGUUCCUUCUCUGGCUAUAAGGCAACAUUGCGAAUGAAAAAUUAAGUAAUUUAUUCUAGUCGCAAAUCCGAACACAGGCCUGAAUACACACAUACAUACAUAGUGAAUACAUAUAUACACUGAAUAUUCUGCACCUACAAUAUAUUUAUAGAAAGUUAUUCAGAUUCAGUAGCAUUUUUCAUUAACAUCUACUUUUGAUGAAUGUGAUGUGUGACAUUGAAGUUUUUGUUUGAUGCUAAUGAAAUAUAUUUUUUCACUUGCAUGUUUUGAAGUAAACUACUGUGGAGAUUUUACUGGAUGAGUGGUCAUAAUAUUAAGGGUGACUUAAUUGUAAGAUAAACAAGCAGAAGCAAACUAAUUGGCUUCAACUCUGGUGCUCUUCCUUGGAUAACCAUCUGCAUUUUACCAAAGACUCACUCCAAAAGUUUUCCCUUCUUUAUUCUUUGUAGAUGUAAACAUUUAUUGCAAGGUACAUUUUUCAGCCAAAUCAUUUAAGAAGAAACAGGAUGGAUUCUGUUAUGCAUGUAUAUAAAUCAUUCUCUGGUGAUGGAUGUGGGUGAUCUGCAGACUUGUGAUCAUGUGCAAUGUGCUAUUUGGAUUUUAAUUAAGAGUUUAACAUUUUAUAAGUGAAAUUAUGUGAUUUGCAUAAUAGACUCAAGAAAACUUGUCACCACAAAUAGAGGUUUUUAAGUAGAACAUCCAAGCUGUGUUGUCUCCUUUUUUAUAGGCACAAAUUUGGAGGGGGUAUCAAAAGAGGAAUUUUAGAGAUUUAUAACAUUAUCAUUUAAGUGUGUGGGAUCUGUUAAUUAGACACAGGUCUCUGAAGGAGACCAUGGUUAAAAAUUACUUGUAUCAAGAAAACUGUGGAGAUGGUGAUUAAGUGCUAAUGAAAAAUAUUUUAUCUAUUUAAAUUAUCUGAACACAGUCUCAAGAUAUUUAGUUCAAUGGAUAAAGACAAGAAGCAAAAUGCCAAAAUAUACCUAAUGAGCACAAACUUGAAUACUCACCAAAUCAAGAUAAAUGGUGACCAGAUGGAUAUUUAAUUUGAUGCAUUGCUCUCCAAGUCACUAAGGCUGUUUACAGAAUGGUGGAGUUCUAGUUUUCUUUAGUCUCAGUCUCUUGUGAGUCCAGCAACUGAAUUGAAAAGAUGGCAAGAAAUAAUUAGCUAGUAAAUUAGUGUUGCAUGGAUAUGGUGAGGUAAUGAAGCAAGAAAUCAAAACUCCAAAAUAAACAGAGGAUAGCUUUUGUUGUUAUGGUACUUUACUGAUUUUGGGAUGGAUAUAGGUGUAACUGAGAAUGUACAAUGAAUCAUGAAAGUGGGGGCUCAGGUGAAGGAAGCAUAGCCAAGGUACAGAAGGAUGGCAUGAUGAGACCAGAAUAUUAUUGACAUUACUAAUAACACUAGAAUUUUGAGGGGAUGAGACAGACUUCAAAGAAGAAAAAUAACAUUAACAACUAAAAAUAACUUAAUCCAAUUAUGUUGUUUCUAACUAAUAACCCAAAACUUAAAGAAUAGAAUCUUGAUUCAUAUCAAAUAAGCAUUUUUAAUAAAGCAUAUGAAGCUGUAAUGAAAAUUAUCAAAUUAUGGCCAAGAGAAAGAAGACAUAGUGAGGAGAGCUUUCACUCUGGUGUCAGAAUGGGGAUAGUAAUUCCAUCCUCACUGUAUUUAUUAUUGACUUUUUGUAAUGACAUUCUGGUCCUCUUUGUCUUAAUUGUUUUUGUUAGAGUUGACUUCCUGUAUAGAAAAAAAAAAAAAAAAUUAUUGGGAGACUCAUGGCAAUGAUUCUCUAAUCAAAAAAUGCGCAAUGGACUGCACAUCCUUGAACACGAGUAUCACAAAAUUGCAAGCUUAAGUGUACAUGUGUGUGUGUCAUUCACUCAUUACUAAGUCGUGCCUCGUGUUAUGGUUUUUGAUAUGGCAAAUUUGUCAUUUAAAAUCAAAGGAGUUGAAAAGCUGCAGUGGUUUUGUAUCAUUCAUUGCAGUGAUACAUACUGUAGUUUAUGCUUUUAUGUUCACAUAACUUUAGUGUGUGAAAAUAGUGGAUUCCUUACAGAGGAAAUGUUUCUACAUUUGCUGGAAAACUGCAUCCAGGUACACCAAAAAUAUUUUUCUCAAGGUUUACUGAAGACAAUCCUAUUUUUAUGAAGAAAUGCAUGACAUUAAUUGAAAUCCAGAACUGUACAUUUUCUUGUAAGAAGUAAUCACAUGAUAAUGAAGUUGAUUUGUUAUUUUAAGAAUAAGUUAUUAAGAAAAUUUAUUUAUUGAUAUCCUGUGCCAAAGUUUUUUGUUAGGUACAUCUAAUACUAUCUAGACAGAAGUCUUCUGCCAGAAUCUCAACACAUUUUUAUGUGAAACAUCAUAGUUGCUGUGGAAUAUGGGCAGAUAAUGACUGCAGUGGUAAUGGUUUUAGUGGGUACUAUGCAGAACUGACAGGAACUUCACAUCUGACAGAAGGUCACCACUCAGAUGCUCUGUUACUUAAGGCUUAACAUAAACAACUUCACUGUGUUAUUUUAAAACUAUACACUGAAGUUAGAGAAUGAAACGAGUUGUAAGUUGGCACUGAAAGUAAUUUUUCAAUAUUCCUUUCUUAUCAACAAUGAAAACAAAUGCAUGUAUGACAAAAAUGAAUUUGAAAUAAUAGGGCACAACUCUGAAGAUUGAAGCACAGGCCCCCUCAGAGAAGUAAAGGAUGUGGAGAUGCAGGCACCAAAAUCAGAUGUAUGUGCCAAAUGUUGGGUGGUCUUAUUAGAAACCUGUAUGCCAUUAGUCAGCACAAUUAACAAGGAUGUUCUGAUGUGUGAAAAUGUAAUGUUCUGUUUACAAAUUAUUUAAUACAAGUAAUCUUCUCAAUACAUGCUUUAGGUUUUUAUUUAUUUUUGUUUAUUUAUUUUCCCAUAUAUAGUUUGUGCAUUGCAAAAAUAAAUUGCUUUGUAGAUAAUGUAAAAUAUAAUUUUUAUAUAAAUACCGAUAUGUAAAGUUUGCUGUGCCAAAGUUUAUGUAGAAGUAUAUUAGAUUUUUUUUAAGAAAUACAAAUAAAUAUCUACUGCUAACCUUGUCUUUUAACCAAUAUUUUUUUUUUUUUUUUUUUACAGCCUUUAUGGAAAUGGAUAUCGAAAGUACAUAAAACAUGUUUUGAAAUGUCUGUUAAAAAUAAGUAUCCAACUUAUGCCAGGGAAAAAUGAGUCUUACCUUUUGGACUCCAACUCUUGUCUAAGUAGGCUGCUUGGUGCACACCAUGCACAACACCCUGGCAGUCAGAGGAAAAUCAACAUUACUUUGAAUAUGCUUCUUACUUGGCCAGAGGCACACCAGUGACAACUGAGCUUUGGGUUGCAUGUGUGCACCUGGGAUUCAUCACCAGUGGUCAUGGUGUUCACUCAAGAAGUGAGGUUCACCACUGACACACUCCAACACAUCUUGCAUAACAUCAAAAUGGAGUUGUUGCUGUUCAUGCAAAGACAGCUUGGGCACCAAAAAUUUCAGUACCAUUCUGACAAGCCUAAUUGAUCUUAAAAUUGCAUGUUCAGAACCAUAGCUAUUCUCAUUGUUAGUACCCAACAGUUUCUUAGUUGAUCAACCAACUGUCUUCCAAAAUGAAAUUGUGCACUUGGCCAGUGACAUGGAUUACAGGUUGUUGAUGCCACACUGAAAUGCUAAUCACUCUUUACCAAAGUUUAGCCAUCUUUAAAUUGGCUAAGGCAUGGCAUUAUUACCAAAAAAGCCUGCUGAACUUAAGAAGUGUUUCAACUUAAUAUCACAAAUGUAGCAUGUUAUACAGCCAUUCAUUGUUAAGUCUGCUGCUGCAGCUGCCACCAUUCUUGCCUCUUGGCUACAACUGAUUUGUAGGAAAAUAAGAUUGGAUACUUCUGAGCAUACUUGAUACAUGAGUGAAAAUAUAGAAUGAGCUUGAAGUCAUGUGGAUUAAAACAUAAUGAUGUUUAAAUCGCUUUUUUACCAAAUUGCAAAUACCUCUGUUGGAUGGUGCUUUGCCAGGCAUUUAUCAAGUCAGACUGGCAUGCAUGACCUUACAUAGAUUAUUUGGAUUUAUAAAAUGUAAAAAUUAUUGUAUUUUGAUGAUUUUGUAAACAUUCACAGCUUGGGUGUUAAGUUGUGGUGCUCAUGACUUAUAGAUUUCUUUCAGCCAAGAAUAUUCUGUAUUUCAGUAGUAUGGAGGAUAAUUCUUCAUGGUGGUUUAUGUAUUUACCAUAGUGAAUCACUCAUGUUUUAUGGGAGUCCUAAAAACAUGAUUGGCACUCCAAAAAGUACUCACAUUUCAUGCUUCUGUACUGAACUUUGCCACAGAUGUCAUUGUGACACACCAGGUACUUUUAUGACAUUUUGUGCUGUAUGUAUUUGUGUAUGUAGGUUGUAUUUUCUCUUUUCUUCUUUUAUUUCUUCAUUGAUGGCUUUGAUUAUUCUGUAAAUUGAAAAUGUAGUUUAACAAAAUUUUGUUUCAUCUCCAUUUUUAUUUUAUUUUAUUUUUUUUUUUUCAUAGUGCUCAAAACUUUUUCUCAUCUAUAUGACAUGUAACUCUCAACUUGUAACUUUUUGUCCCAGUACUGCUCACUCAGUAACCAAGGCUGUAUAGGAAACCAGAGAAAGUUUUUUGUUAAUGGUACAGAAUGUUUAGAACACAUUAGUUAUUUGCAAAAUACACCUAAAUACCAUCCUCCCUUCACCAGGAUGUAGACAGGCCAAGGGGUUCAUAACAAAUUCAGCUGAAUUGUACUCAGAUUUGAAUAUUUAAGUGAGUUUCAUUCAUCUUUAUUAAAAGUGGUAUUGUCUUUUUAUUGAAUGAAACUGAAGGCAGAUAAUUGAAAUGCUCAAAGAAGUCAGCUAGACAUUAAUAUUACAUACCUACCUAAUAACUUUUCCCUGGUUGCCUGAGUUGUAAUGCUGUGAUCAUUGUUUUCCAUGAAAAGACACAACUCAUCAAAAUUUUCACUAGUGUACAAACUUAAAAGGAACCACAGUCACAUUUUUUUUACAAUCUUACAUGGACUAUGACAAAAGCAAAUAUCAUUACUUGACUGAGUUUAACAUGUAGAAAGAUUAUAUAUAUGAUACAAAAACUGUACUUUCACCAUCUUAGUCAUUACUUUACAUAAUUAUUUACAUGGUAGAAACUUUCCCUUAGUACAGCUUCUACAGGAAAAAUAAAAGUGAUCUGUUAGUUAGCACAGGAAAGUAACCAUAAAGUUUCACUUUAUGGUUUGCAAACAGACAUUUAUGUACAUGUUGUAAUGGUUGCAUCUGUUUGUAUGGUGAUGUUGGCAUAUUGGUGUGGGGAAGUCAGUGCCAUGAGGGUGGGACAGUAAUUGCAAGUUCCUGAAUUAAUUUAUAACCAGUAUGUUGGCUGGUGUACAUAUGUACAGAUAUAACAAUAUGCAAAAUACUAUUUUGUAAGUGAAGGUUAUCACACAUUAAUUAAUCUUCUUUUUGUAUUUUGUCUUUGAUGUAUUGCAGUGCCAUGUAUCAAAUGCAUUUUGUAUGAGAGAUUGUUGUAUAUCACCUACAUACAUAGGAUUGCCAGUGUGUAACCUUUCAAUUGGCUGUCUGCUCGUUUGAUUUUCAUGUAAUUUAUAUUUAUAACAAGGAAAAGCCUUUGUUGUGCUUGUAUGUACAUGAAUUACUACACUGUAUCUCUUAACACCCUCACUUUUACUGUGGUGAACUUGAGUAGUCAGAAAUGCAAAGGUAAUACAUUGUUCUAUGUUGGAAUAUGCAAGACAAUGUGAAUAUGCUGUAUGUUGUUGCCUGUGUUGCACAUGUUCUAGUCUGUGUUAUGUAUUCUUUGGUGAAGUUUCUCUUUUGGAAGUACAAAUACUGGCAGGCUGAUUCACUUCCAUGAGCCUUGGUAUGCAGCCUGAUUGUGUAAUGACACUUGUAUCUCUUGAGGCUUUUUCUUAUAUGUCAUUUUUUAAUCAAAUCCUAUGGUUUCUGGACAAAUGUUAUUUAUGGAGGAUGAUGAUGCUGCAGCAGUUCAUAAGCUGUAGAGAAACUUCUAAGGAUAUAACCAAAAUGAUCUUUGAAUAGUCACAGGAAUAAUGUCAUAACUUUCAUGGUGAUUUAUGUAAAAGUGCAAAUUUUUCCAGAAUGCAGUCUUAAUAGUGUAACGUAUCCCUUUCAGUCAAGAACAUGAUUAUUGUGCUAAUUUUAAGUAUGAUCCCAUUUUUCAUUACAUAACAUGUACUGUACACACCUGCAGUAUGUUUUGAGAAAGUUUUAUCUCAGUGAUAAAACAUAUGUUGUUA
Scylla paramamosain (green mud crab) is the source of this 10817-nucleotide messenger RNA. RefSeq lists its product as uncharacterized. The transcript is spliced from 6 exons. NCBI's taxonomy places the organism in Eukaryota, Metazoa, Arthropoda, Malacostraca, Decapoda, Portunidae. The record is from RefSeq and is a predicted model, not a curated record. The coding region runs from base 163 to 4269 and encodes 1368 amino acids.